This is a messenger RNA of Asterias rubens (European starfish), 2440 nucleotides long. Its product is annotated as protein trapped in endoderm-1-like. Gene Ontology annotation, biological process: G protein-coupled receptor signaling pathway. The record is from RefSeq and is a predicted model, not a curated record. Gene Ontology annotation, cellular component: membrane. Gene Ontology annotation, molecular function: G protein-coupled receptor activity. Lineage: Eukaryota; Metazoa; Echinodermata; Asteroidea; Forcipulatida; Asteriidae. Bases 1057 to 2127 code for a protein of 356 amino acids. The transcript has a single exon.
UUCAUAAUGGAAAUACUGAUAGUCUUUUUAAAAUAACAAAUUUCGUCAACACAACUGUAUAUUAUUAUAAGUUUGGGGCUUUCAGCUAUACCAGCAUUUAUCUGGUCAUAACUCUCAAAUGACAAUAUUAUAAAAAACAAAAUUGUUAUUAAGAUAUUUGUUUUACAUAUUUGUAUCCUCCAUGGUAUUAGUACACUGACAAUCAUAGACAACUUGAGCUUUAGUUUAUUCCGGGAAAGUCCUGCUAAUGUAAUUCAAUCAGUUCCAUCAGAAUGAGUUCACGCAGCUUGGCCCAGCGAUGAAAGGCAGGCCAUUCCAUUAUGCCCCGGCAGUGACAGCCAGCUAACAUCCCAUUGGAACAAUCCAGUAGCGCAUGAACUGCAACUCCUUCAGUACUUUUGUAUAAUGACGCCUCGAAAUUUAUGGUUAAAAUAGUAAUCCAAUGGCGGUGGAGGAAUAAUUUACAGCUGUUCGCAGCGGUUGUUUGACUAAUAGCCAUCAUUUGAAGAAUGCUGCUUUACUCGUGGCAUUGGCAUAGACAGAUGAUUUAGAUAGAUACAGGACUCUGAAUGAAGUCGGCCACUUCUAAAUCGUCACGUAAACAGUUAUAUUCUUCUUACAACACAUUAUUCUUAACUAAUUGUAUGACUUGAUGCGGAGGAUCGUGCACGUGCAUCCAUGAUUCAAUCUCACACAAACCUUUCUUCGCCAAAGGAUGUCUCCUUCCGAACAGUGAAAUAGUUGAGCAUCAGCAACUGAUAAUUUGUUCUCUUUCAUUAUAAUAUAAAAACAACAUCAGCUGUGAGAAUCUGUGUUGUCUGCAUGUGAAUCAACGAUUCAUAUUUUGCAAAUUGACUUGGGAUAUGGAGAAUGCUUGCACCAGGUCAUUGUGUAGUUAUUGCCUCCAGAGUAUUUGGAACAUUUUAAACGGUUGAGCAUCAGCAACUGAAAAUUCUGUCUCUUCUUUUCAGUAUAAUAUAGAUACAACAUCAGCUGUGAGAACCUGGGUGCCUGCAUGUGAAUCAACGAUUCAUAUUUUGCAAAUUGACUUGGGAUAUGGAGAAUGCUAGCAGCCAGGUCAUUGCGGAGUUCUUACCCGACGUGGCCGUUAAUAAAACAUCGCUAUUCACUUACGGAGAAAGAGUAGGGGUUGCAAUCGUGCUUCUGAUUAUCUUCGCUCUUGGUACACUGGGCAAUAGUAUCGUCAUCUUGGCUGUUGCCCUAUCUAAGGAUUUACACACUAUUCCUAACGUGUUUGUAGUGAGUCUAGCUAUUGCAGACCUCUGUUAUUGUCUUCUACUUCCUUCAAGUUCGGUGAUACCUUUACUUUCAACGGACCCAUGGCACUCAGAGACUCUUUGCUUCCUCUCAGCAUUGAUGGCGUACACAAGCAUAGGGGCAAGUCUGUACAAUCUUGCCUGCAUCGCUCUCAACCGCCUAUUGGUGAUUAGAGGACCAGCGAAGGCUCGUAAAUGGUUAUUCACAACGAAGAAGAUUACCAUUAUGGUGGCAGGUACGUGGGCCAUCCCUCUGGCAGCCAUGUUGGUUCCACUACCCUUUGGGAUCGGUGCUUUGGGACUUGAUAAGCAAGAUAACACAUGCAGUGACAUUGACACCCACCCUCGGUUCAUGGAGUAUCAUUUGAUCCAGGUGUUCUGUUUUUAUCCCCUACCACUUAUGAUCCUUAUCAUCAGCUACUCUUUGCUAUUUUUUCACGUACAGCAUAAUUUCAAGCAUCGUCGGGAAUCAUUCAAACUAACCCAUCAAGAGAUGUCUGACUUUCGAACAGACGAUGACACGAUGCAAGACAAACUUAAAGCGCGUUUUAAGAAGCGCACAAACCGACAACAACUGCAGAUCACCAAAAAUCUGUUCAUUGUUUCCUGCGUAUUCGUUGUGUGUGGUGCCCCGUAUACAGUUGCUCUACUAACAACUUCGAACGCAAGAAUACUGCUGUUUCUCUCUGUGUUGUUUACAUUUAACAGCUGUGUCAAUCCAAUAUUAUACACUGUCAACCAUUCCAGAUUCAAGGUAGUUAUUCUAUGCAUCUUAAGAUGCAGACUGAAGGAUAUACCUAAACCGUCUGCUCUUCUUGUGUCUCUCCGUGCAAGAUUCUGUCGAGUAUAAAAAUUGCCCAUUUGAGUUUUAUGGUAGGCCUAUGGUGUCUCUUAAUAAACAGAUACUGUGCAUGUUAAAUUUCACUAGUGAGUAAGUUGUUAUUGGUCUAAUGGCCUUCUGAAGACCUUUGUAAAAGACCCAUACUAUCACGUGUCCCAACAUAAAUGAAUAAAUUAACAAGCAUGUAAACAUUAAUAGGCUCAAUUGGUCAUCAAAUAAACGGCUUCAGCUGCCGUAUAGUCUUCUAUUAUCUGAGUGAGAAUAUCUCUUUCUCAAAAGAACUACAUUACUUCAGAGUGAGCCGUUUCUCAUCAUGUUUUAA